UUUGUAUCGCAACCAUAGACCGGUGGUCUGUGAUCGCCACUGGAGUACACUACCACUUACGCGAAAGACUAAAACUGUUGAUAAAUUGAGAAGAGGAAAAAAAAGACAUUUGAAAUCAAAAUUAUUAUUUUGAAUUUUGUUUAUAACACAUUCAAGUCUAUUUUGAUUGUUGAAAAGUGAUGAUUAUUGUAUAUUAAUAUAUUCAUUGUGCCAUGGAAGGCGAUAAUGUUGUUAGGACAGAUCGGUUUAGGAGGAUUCAAGGUGCCUGCUUGCAAAUUGGUGAUAAAAUAUAUCCAGUUUAUAAGGGAACCAAUACCGUUGGAAGAAACAAAGUUGCAACUAUCAAUGUAAAGCAUUUGAAUGUCAGUCAGAACCAAGCUAUUAUAAUUUUAGUAGAUGAUCAGCAACACUUCAUCAGUGAUCUUAACUCUUCCAAUGGAACAUUUUUGCAUGAUGCUGAACUUGUGCCUUUUAAGCUUUAUGAACUAGCAACAGACACAAAAAUCACAUUUGGAGAUGUUGUUGGAACAUAUAAAAAGAUAUCAAAGUUAAACAAUACCCUAAACUUAAUGGAGACAGCUGAGAUGACUCAGGAUAUAACUCAAAAUUUUUAUGCUGCUAACACACAACUUAUUUUUGACCACACAGUUGCUGACCAAAUUACCGAACACUCUCAUAUCCAUUCUCUCCAAAAUGGACAUUCAGCAGAUCCAGAAAAUAUACAUGAAAUGGAUACUCAAGUAAUAGAAUAUCCACUGACAAAUAUUCAAAGAAAUGAACCAACUUGUAACUCACCACUCAUUGUAACUGAAAAUUUGAACAAAUGUGUUAUAAAAGAGCCUGUAGACAAUUUUAUUCAUGAAGCUCCUACACAGAUUCUGGAUUAUUCUGACCUAAAAAUCUCAAACCAGUCGCCUCUCAAGAAAAAAAGUGAAACAAUUUCUAGAGAAGAUGCAGAAGAUAUACAAGUUAUCACUGGUUUCAAGGCAAUAGAAAUGAAUUCUUCAGAGGAAGUAUCUAGAAUCAAAAUGAGAGAAUCUCCAAAUGAUAUUAAAAACAUUGAAAUAUCCCAAAAAUCCGGCACAGAUGAAAUAACACAAAUCUUGAAUGAAGAUGAAACCCAAAAAGCUAUUGAGCUAAUUAACACUAGUUUGCUAAAAGAUUCCGAAGACAAAAAACAAAAAAAUAUUUCAUCAGGUUCCUUCAGCUCUAAAACUUCUCCAGAAUCAAAUUCGGGAGUAACAACUCAAGUUUUGAAUGAAAAUGAAAUGCAAAAGACCAUUGAACUAUUCAACCCAACUUUACAAAAGCUUGACAAAGACAAAAAGAAUGAAAGGGAAGUGUUUCAUUCAAGUCAAACUCCUUGUACUUCAGGAAUGAAUAGAAACACAACAUUUCAAAAUGAUGAAUCAUUCAUGAGUUUUCGCAAACAAAUAAAUGUGAAUGAGGAAAUAGAAGAUACGUUCAUUGAAGAAAGUGUGAGUAAUGAUUCUGUUGACUUUUUAACAAUGCAGGUUCAUGAUCGUACUGAAGAAAAUACAGAAGACAGUCAACCUGAAAAGAAGUCUACUACUUCUGUGAAGCGACAAGUUACAACUAAUGUAGGUUCUGUCAAAGACAUUAUGGUUGAUAAAUUUAGUUGUGACGGUCCUGAAAGUGACAUUUUUCAUAGGUCAAAAACACCUACUCCAAAACUUCCUUCCGAACAGGAAGAAAAAAGUAUCAACUCAGAUUCUGAAACUGACAUUGAAGAUUCCGAAAGCAAAACAAAGAAACUAGGACCAAAGCAGCUGAAUUUUGAUGAUUCCAAUGUCAAGUUGAAAUGCCCUAAAAAAAUGACUUCUGAACGAAAAAAAUUGAAGAAAACAAUCUCAGAAAAUCCUGACUCUGAUACUGACAUUGAAGAUAUUCAAGAAAUUGGAUUCAAAAAGAAACCUCUACGGAAAUUGAACUCUGACGAAGAUUUGACUCAGUCAAAAUUGGCAGGAUAUAUGUCGGGUUCAGAUACUGACUGUGAGAAAGAAAUCAAAGAUAAACAUAGUAGGAACCAUGUAGAUUUGGAAAAUAAAAAGCAAGAUAAAGAUUCUGGUUCUGAUACUGAUAUUGAAGUUGAGAAACAUUCAGGUGUUACUCAAAUGAAUGAUGGUGAUUUGAAUGAAACAGACUGUAUUCCAGCUACUCAGGAUGCUUUUGCUGAAGCUUUUGAUUAUAAGGCCCAGAGAACAGAAAAUAGUUGUAAUCAGUCUUCUGAAGAGAGUUUCAAAUUAGGAAUUACUGAACUUUUGAAUGAAAGCAGUGAAAAUAAAGCAUAUGUUGAAGUGAACACCGAAAAUAAGAUAGAUGAUAUUGUUGAUAACCAAAAUAGUCAUGGUAGACAAACUGAUGAAAUUUCCACAAAUAUAGAAGAACACUAUAAUGCGGACCAAGAAAAUAAUGAUUCAAUUCUUGAUAAUUCAAGUGAAAUGGAAAAAGAGCAAAAGAAUGAUAACAUUUAUAUUUUACCAACUCAAAAAUUUAGAGGUGACGACAGUAAACCAAACCUGACUGAUGGGGAUCAUCGAUCACUUCAAACAGAUGAAGAGAUUCCAACUGUCAGUAAAGAUAAUGAUGAUGUCUACAUGCUAGCAACUCAAAAAAUGGAUACUGAGAAAGAUGUUUUCACAGACUUCAAAGCCCCUUCUAAAAUGUUCACUUUCAAGAAAAAAGGUGCUAAUUUGGAGGAUUCACUGACAACAAUUUUGAGUGACAAUAAAAAUGAAGUAGACAUCUAUAUGAUGGCAACACAAAAUAUUAAUGAAUCUUCAAGUGUAGAGAAAAAUGAUGACGUGUACUUACAAGCUACUCAACAAUUAGAGGCACGUGAGACUAAGGAAUAUGAUGUUUUUUCGCAGCCAACCCAAUGUUUGAAUGAUAAUAGGCACAAACCCGGUAGUCAGUCAAGAGAAAAUGAGGAAGAUGAAGAUAUUUAUAUGGCAGCCACUCAGCAGAUGGAGAGCAGAUUAAUAAGAAAAUCAAAUAUAAAAUCAAUGACUCCUUUAUUGAAGGACCAGGAAGAUGUAUAUAUGCAGGACACUCAAAAAAUCCAAGAAGAAACUGCCCAAGACAUUAUCAAAAACUCAAAUUCAAUUCCAUGCGUUGCAACUGACUCAAUGAGUACUUCCACCUGUGUGUACAAUUCAGAGACCCAGGCCAAUGAAACCCAGUCAGAAAUACCAUUUGCUGAUGACAAUGUGCAAGUGGUGGUGACUCAGUGUUCUAGUCGUCCACAAAAUCCAUUGUUACAUAUUUUAAAUGAUGAAGCGAUGUCUGAAGAAGUGAAAAAGUCGAGUGGUUCUUCUACGAAACGUUCUCGAGUUAUCCAAGAAAGUAUCCCAGAAUCGCCCAUCAAAAAAGUUAAAUCAAUCCAUGUGGAAAGCUUGCUGGAAAAAAUAACUUCAGAUUCACGAAAGAAUGAUGUUGAGACUUUGAGUCAGAUCGAAAAUUUUGUUAAACAACCACUUGAGAUUGUACCAAAAUUACCAAAAAGAAAAGAAUUGAUAGCUGUGGAGGAAACGGCAGUCCAAAAAGAUAAUUUAGAAACUUUGAGUCACAUUGAAGCAUUUGUACAGAAACCUCUUGAAGAACUAAAGUACAGAAAAUCUAUAAGAACAGAAAAAAAAAGUGUAGCUGAGGAAAGAUCUGAAAUCUCAGAGACCUUGAGUCAAAUUGAUGCAUUUGUGAAAAAACCUUUUGAGAGUGUUCAAGAAGAAAAAAAACAAGAACCGUCUAGACAUGAAAUAAGAAAGAGUACUCGCCGAAAAAGUCAGACAGAAAGUUCAACAUCCUCUGUAAACGAGAAAGAGGAGAUAAAAGAUGAGAACAGGCUUUCAAGAAGAAUGUCCAAAAGAAGGCACUCAAAUAACAAAUGUGAAACUAAGGCAACCGCUGAAAACGAUAAACUAGACGUGAUAAAAGAAUACAAUGAAGCCGAUGACUUUGAAGAUACCUGUGAACGGUUAUCAAGAACUAAAAGUAGAACUAAAGGUAAAGAAAGAUUACAGUUAGGAGUUAAUGACAAUGAGAAUCUGGAAAAGAAUCAUAGUUCAGAAGAUAGCAGAUCUCAUGAGGUCAAAAGUGACGUCGAUCAAAGUUUUGCUUUGUUGGAAUCUAAAUGCUCUAAAGUGAAAAGACAACCAAGAAAAGAUCCUGUUUUAAAUGAAAUAAAAGUUUCUAUCACCUCUCAUAGAAGGAGCAUGAGCACAGCAGAAUCUUCAAAGAAAUCAACUGUAGAACUUUUUCCCCUUAAAAAAUCUAGAAGAACCACAGUGAACAACAAUACUGUACCAAAUACAUCUGGUAUGACAAAGCGAAAAGCUGAAACUAUUACUAAAUCCAGAAAAGAAAAUGAUGUCGAUUCUGAUUCAGAUUCUGAGAUUUUAUCGAAAAAAUCAAGAAAAAGUUCUAAAAUUAACAAACGAACUAUAGAUCAAAACACUACAAAUAAUGAAGCAAGUUUAAUUAACCAAAAACCCUCAUCAUCAAAACAAAUUAGUAGAAGUGAUAAAAAUAUUAAAAUUUUAUCCACAAGUGAGGAAAGUGAUGUAAAUAAGAUUUAUAAUGAUAGCAAAAAACACCAUACUGUCACAAGUGAUGAAAAUGAUACCAUAAACAGUUCUGCAACACCUCUAAAAUCAAAAAGAGGAGGCAAGUCCAUUUCAAACGAGACCUUGGAAACACCUAGGAGGGGUCAGAGGAGUGUGGCAAAUGAAACUCUUUUGAGUUCUGCAGAGAGAUUGAAGAGAAAGCUGAAGCCAAAAGUUGUAUUCACAAUGUUAGAAAGUCCUCAGCUUGAGUCAUUUAUCAAACAUUUGGGUGGAAGUAUUGUGGAUACCGUAGAUUCUUCAACAGUUUUGGUAACAGAGCAUGUGAAAAGGUCUCAAAAGCUGCUAACUGCCGUUGCACAAGGAAAACCCAUCUGUUCUCCAAAAUGGAUCCAUGCUUCCAAAAAAAUGAACGAGUUUCUUGAUCCAUGGGACUAUAUUCUCGUUGAUAUUGAAGCCGAGAUAAAAUGGCAAUUUUCCUUGAAAGAGUCGCUUACCAGAGCUGCUAAUAAUAAACUCUUGGCAAAUUAUACUUUCCAGCUGAUGGUUACGAAUGCUGCUGAUGUAUUGAAAGGUGCCAUUGAGGCAAGCGGUGGAAAAUGUGUUUCCAGAAAUCCAGGAAAAAAUUGCGGCGAAAAUAAAUUUAUAAUUGUAGCAUCUCCAGAACAUAAAUCCAAAUAUGCAAAAAUGAAGAAACAAAAUCAGAAUAUUACAAUUGUUGAACCAGAAGCCAUAUUUGAUGGAGUUUUGAGGCAAGAAUUGAGAUUUUCAAGGCACUUGUUGAGUUGAGAAAUAGAGUGGGGCAACAUCACAACUUAUUUUAUACAUGUUUACAA
This is a messenger RNA of Leptinotarsa decemlineata (Colorado potato beetle), 5416 nucleotides long. RefSeq lists its product as uncharacterized. Gene Ontology annotation, cellular component: MLL3/4 complex. Gene Ontology annotation, molecular function: protein binding. The record is from RefSeq and is a predicted model, not a curated record. NCBI's taxonomy places the organism in Eukaryota, Metazoa, Arthropoda, Insecta, Coleoptera, Chrysomelidae.